AUGUCUUACUUCGGACUUCUAUUGCUUCUGCCAUUGGCGCAAUGUACUAACACGCCGCCUGACAUAAUAUUCAUCCUAGCAGACGACUUGGGAUGGGACGACGUGAGCUUUCAUGGAUCGUCUCAAAUCCCCACGCCGAACUUGGAUGCUAUGGCUGCAGACGGCGUCAUACUCAACAGUUACUACAUUCAACAGGCUUGCACCCCUUCGAGGGCUGCUUUUAUGACUGGCCGGUACCCAAUGCGCAUAGGCAUGCAAGGAUUCGCGAUCGACGUAGCCGAGGCGUGGGGACUGCCAUCAAAUUUGCGAAUUAUGCCUCAGUACCUAAAGGACCUCGGCUACGAGACUCAUCUCAUUGGGAAGUGGAACCUCGGAUAUUAUACAAAAAGUCUCACUCCAAUGUUCCGGGGUUUCGACAGCUUUUACGGCUAUUACAAUGGAGAGCAGGACUACUACACGCACAGCAUCACAUACCCUCUGUUUCUAAUGUUGUCCUACCAAGCAGUGCAUGGCGCAGACAUAGUAGGCCAUCUACAGGCGCCACAGGAAAACAUCGACAAAUUUCCCUACAUAGGGGAAGAGAGGAGAACGAUAUUUGCAGGGAUGGUGGACGCGAUGGACCAGUCCGUAGGCGAGGUUUUCGAGGCUCUAAGUGCCGCCGGCACGCUGCAGAACACUGUCGUCGCCUUCAGCAGUGACAACGGCGGCGCUCCGUUCGGGGCACACGCAACCCGCAGCUUCAACUGGCCGCUGCGUGGCGCCAAAGGCGCCCUUUGGGAAGGCGCCACCAGGUCAGCGGCCUUCGUAUGGAGUCCCCUGCUACACAGCAGGCGCAGAGUGUCCCACCAACUCAUGCACAUCACUGACUGGCUGCCUACGCUGUACUCAAUUGGUGGCGGCAACGUAAAGAGCCUCGGCAAAUUGGACGGGUUCGACAUGUGGCGAUACCUCUCUCAAGGAUCUCGUUCACCUCGCCUAGAGAUGCUGUACAACUACGACGAGUGGAUUGUUCACGCAUCGGCGCUGCGUUUCUCGCAGUAUAAGCUCGUGCUUGACAACUUCAGCCUGUACAAUGAGCGCUACCGUACGGCCGGGGGCAAGCGUCCAUGGAAUGACCUCGACAAGCUGCUCGCCCAGUCUAAGGCGGCGAAAGUUUUGAGGAACUUCUACCGAAAGAGCCAACUGAACUUUCCCAGUGGUUGGAGGGAGAGCGCGACGCUACAAUGCGGUCGGUGGACGCCAAGAAGCUUUUCGGGCAACGACACCGUCUUCCUGUUCGACAUCGUUGCGGACCCCUGCGAGUUGAACAACUUGGCCGACUCACUUCCGGAGGUCGUGGUGUUCCUGAAGAAGCGUAUCGAGACGUACGCCGCCGCUGCAGUUCCACCGUUGCACACGCCUAAGGACCCCGCCGCUUUUCCGGAGAAUCACAACGGAACCUGGGCGCCCUGGUUGGAUUCACCACUUGGACCAUGA
Rhipicephalus sanguineus (brown dog tick) is the source of this 1476-nucleotide messenger RNA. Its product is annotated as arylsulfatase B. The transcript is spliced from 8 exons. Lineage: Eukaryota; Metazoa; Arthropoda; Arachnida; Ixodida; Ixodidae. The record is from RefSeq and is a predicted model, not a curated record. The coding region runs from base 1 to 1476 and encodes 491 amino acids.